AUCUUCCUAGAGCAGCAUCUGACUGCAACAGCUGUUCAUAAUACCUCAAAACAUGGCAUUUCAGGCUGUAAGACUAGCACUGUGCAUUACGCUGCUGCGCCUGCCUUCCUCUUUUGCUGUUCUCCGGGACAUCGUUGAUGCCUAUGACUACGUAGAGGCAGAUUAUGAUCUACAUUACACAUAUGAGUAUGAUUAUGAGCCGGCAGAACCAGACAGCAUUGACUGGCUAUAUGAUCUUGUAGGCACUGAAGAGGGAUGUGAUCCAAAUCCUUGUCAGAACAAUGGCGUCUGCGAAGCAAGAAGAGGAAGAUACAAGUGUCACUGCCCUGAACCCUUUUCAGGAAGGAACUGCCAUAAAGUAAAUGGCGUGUGCAAAAAGGCUAAAUGCGGAAAAGGAGAAUGUGUUAUCACUUCAACUCCACCAUAUUACCGUUGUAAAUGCAGAUACCCUUUUCAGCCUCCAAACUGCAAAAAACUACGCCCAGAUCCAGUUCUAGAGGAACUUCCCAAAGAUUCACCGAAGGGACCAUCCACUGCAGCCCCCUCGGAGAUGUUUGCUACCUGUGGCAUUGCAGAGCCCAAGGCAGCUCGGUACAGGAUCUAUGGAGGAAUAAAGGCCAUUCCUGGAGCACACCCAUGGCAGGCAUCCAUUCAAACCAAGCACCCAAACAACAUCGCUCGUCACUAUUGUGGGGGGAUCUUAAUCAAGCCGUGCUGGGUUUUAACUGCAGCGCACUGUGUGGUAGGAACUGCAUCCCGAGUGCAAGUUGUACUGGGGGGUCAAGAUUUACAAAAAAAUGAGCCUGAAGAUCAGACCUUUGACGUUGAGAAGUCCAUCGUUCAUGAAAACUACAGAAAUACAGGGAAGGUCUUGUAUAAUGAUAUUGCUUUGCUUAAACUGAAGCCAGUUGGUGGUCAGUGUGCCAAGGAGACGAGGUAUGUGAAGACUGCCUGCUUACCGGACUCCCCGUUUGCUGAUGGCACAGAGUGCAGCAUUUCAGGAUGGGGAUCGACAGAAACAACUGUCAUUUCCAACCAGCUGCUGAGUGCUAAGGUGCUACUGAUCUCUCAGGAGCGGUGUAAGAACAGAAACGUGUAUGGGAGCUUAUUGGAUAACAGCAUGUUUUGUGCUGGAAACUUGGAGGGUGGACCUGACUCCUGCCAGGGUGACUCCGGUGGACCAUUGACCUGCAAGAGAGAUGGGAAGCACUAUGCCUAUGGAAUAGUGAGCUGGGGAGACCAGUGUGGCCUGAAAAAUAAACCUGGAGUUUAUGCCAGAGUCACUGAAUUCGUUGACUGGAUCAAUUCAAAAGUGAAUUAGUUGCUGCAUUCUCAGAUUACAGCUACAUGGCCAAUUCUCGUCUCAUCUCAUGUCUGAUUUACUGUGUUGUACACAAUGAAAUGCCUUUAUUAUAAGAGACAUAAUUUUCCACACGCUCUUGAUAACUAUUAUGUGAAAAUCUGGAAUAAAUACUAUAUUUGA
Molecule: messenger RNA, 1483 nt
Organism: Acipenser ruthenus (sterlet)
Lineage: Eukaryota; Metazoa; Chordata; Actinopteri; Acipenseriformes; Acipenseridae
Product: hyaluronan-binding protein 2-like
Exons: 10
Coding region: 53-1321 (422 amino acids)
Biological process (GO): proteolysis
Molecular function (GO): serine-type endopeptidase activity
Source: RefSeq, a predicted model, not a curated record